Colletotrichum destructivum is the source of this 1328-nucleotide messenger RNA. Its product is annotated as Putative aldo/keto reductase, aldo-keto reductase, NADP-dependent oxidoreductase. The transcript has 3 exons. Gene Ontology annotation, cellular component: cytosol. NCBI's taxonomy places the organism in Eukaryota, Fungi, Ascomycota, Sordariomycetes, Glomerellales, Glomerellaceae. Gene Ontology annotation, molecular function: D-xylose reductase (NADPH) activity. The record is from RefSeq and is a predicted model, not a curated record. Gene Ontology annotation, biological process: D-xylose catabolic process. Bases 113 to 1084 code for a protein of 323 amino acids.
CCUUUUCUCCUUCUCCCUCUCCCUCCCUCUCUUCCCUCCCUAAGUCUCGCAUUGACCUUUGAUACCCCAAUCUUCUCUUUCCUGUGCGCAAGAAACACACACAGACGUCAACAUGGCUGUCCCCAACAUCAAGCUGAAUAGCGGCUUCGACAUGCCCCAAGUGGGCUUCGGUCUGUGGAAGGUCGACAACGCCAUCGCUGCCGACACUGUUUACGAGGCCAUCAAGGCCGGCUACCGUCUGUUCGACGGCGCCUGCGACUACGGCAACGAGGUCGAGUGUGGCGAGGGCGUCGCCCGCGCCAUCAAGGAGGGCAUCGUCAAGCGCGAGGAGCUCUUCAUCGUCUCCAAGCUAUGGAACACCUUCCACGACGGCCCCCGCGUAGAGCCCAUCGUCAAGAAGCAGCUCGCCGACUGGGGCGUCGACUACUUCGACCUUUACCUCAUCCACUUCCCCGUCGCCCUCGAGUACGUCGACCCCUCGGUCCGAUACCCUCCCGGCUGGCACUACGACGGCAAGUCCGAGAUCCGCCCCUCUAAGGCUUCCAUCCAGGAGACCUGGACCGCCUUCGAGAGCCUUGUCGAGAAGGGCCUCACCAGGAGCAUCGGCGUCUCCAACUUCCAGGGCCAGCUGCUCUAUGACCUCCUCCGCUACGCCAAGAUCCCCCCCGCCACCCUCCAGAUCGAGCACCACCCCUACCUCGUCCAGCCCGACCUGGUCAAGCUGGCCGCCAACGAGGGUAUCGCCGUCACAGCCUACUCCUCCUUUGGCCCCGCUUCCUUCAAGGAGUUCAACAUGGAGCACGCCACCGAUUUCGUCCCCCUCUUCGAAGAGCCUACCAUCACCGCUAUUGCCAAGAAGCACAACAAGGAGCCUUCUCAGGUCCUCCUCCGCUGGGCCACCCAGCGCGGCCUCGCCGUCAUCCCCAAGACCAGCCGCAAGAACAUCCUGGCCCAGAACCUGGCCGUCACCGACUUCGACCUCGAGCAGACCGACAUUGAUAAGAUCAGCGCCCUCGACAGGAAGACUCGCUUCAACCAGCCCGCCAACUACUUCUCCACUGAGAAGCUUUGGAUCUUUGGUUAAACGGUUCGCCCAUGACGUGUUGUCAAUUUUGCCUCAUUUCCUGUACCUGCAAUCAUAACAACAACAACCCUCGCCUGCGAAAGUGACCUUGUUGUACGCCCGCAGCCGGUGGGGUGAUAAACGGGAGGAAUGUCCGACGUGUGCCCAAACAGCAUACGACGCAAACCGAUUGUAUCUAGAUACCCUCUCCCUCGGCAAGACUGCGAUCUGCCGCUAAAAUACAACCAAGAGCCAUGACCCAUGA